Molecule: messenger RNA, 2303 nt
Organism: Nicotiana attenuata
Lineage: Eukaryota; Viridiplantae; Streptophyta; Magnoliopsida; Solanales; Solanaceae
Product: protein NRT1/ PTR FAMILY 4.6-like
Exons: 5
Coding region: 407-2158 (583 amino acids)
Biological process (GO): transmembrane transport
Cellular component (GO): membrane
Molecular function (GO): transmembrane transporter activity
Source: RefSeq, a predicted model, not a curated record
UGGAAAUUUUAUUAUGUAUUUUAUAAGCAACCAAAUCUUAGGUAACAUCCUAUCAAUCUCUCCUCUCUUUUUCAGUCUCUCUUACAAAAAUAGGGAAGAACUUGACAGCCAAAGAGAUAUUAUGUCAUAGUUACCAAAAAAAAAAAAAUACAAAUAAAAAAUUCUUCAAAUUUUGAUAUAAGGUAGGAGGUGGUUAGCCUUUGAAUUUUCAAAUGCUUUAUAAUCUUUUUCCAAAGGGUACAAGUCCAUUCUCUUCAAAAUGGACUGAUUUUUCCUUUCUUCUUACCCUUUAGAGCUCUUUAAAUCUCCCUCUCAUCACUCCUCUUUCUUGAUCCAAAAAUCCCAUUCAUAAUUCAACGUAAGUUGAGAGUAAACCAAUAGGAAAAUCAGUAGGAAAAAACUAAGAAUGGAAAUAGAGAGCUCAAGCAAAGUAACUAGUACUUGGGAAGGCUAUGUAGAUUGGAGAAAUAAACCGGCACUCAUCAAUCGACAUGGUGGCUUGGUUCCUGCAUCCUUUGUCUUAGGGGUGGAGGUGCUGGAGAACUUGGCAUAUCUAGCAAAUGCAAGCAACUUGGUGAUGUACUUGUCUGAAUACAUGCAUUUUUCACCAUCCAAUUCAGCAAAUUCAGUGACUAAUUUUAUGGGCACUUCCUUCUUACUUGCACUUCUUGGCGGCUUCUUAUCUGAUGCUUUCUUCACAGCUUAUCAAAUCUAUCUGAUCAGUGCAGUUAUUGAAUUUCUGGGUUUGGUGAUACUCACAAUACAAGCUCGUUCAACCUCUUUGAAACCACAAAAAUGCAACUUGACAAACAUGGGAUGCGAACAAGUUGAGGGUGCACAAGCUGCAAUGUUAUUCAUAGGACUUUACUUAGUGGCAUUGGGUGUAGGAGGCAUUAAGGGAUCUCUGCCACCCCAUGGAGCUGAACAGUUUGAUGGAGAAACCCCACAAGGAAGGAAACAAAGAUCAACUUUCUUCAAUUACUUUGUGUUUUGCCUCUCAUGUGGAGGCCUCAUUGCUGUCACUUUUGUAGUUUGGGUGGAAGAUAACAAGGGUUGGCAAUGGGGAUUUGGGAUUUCAACUUUGGCUAUAUUGUUGUCAAUCCCAUUAUUCCUUGCUGGUUCUCCUUUCUAUAGGAACAAGAUUCCUCGCGGAAGUCCUCUAACAACAAUAUCCAAGGUUCUAAUUGCAGCCGUGCUAAAUUCUUGUGCAUCGAGAAAUUCAGGUAGUGCAAUAACAAGUUUGGGUUCAAGCCCUUCUACAAUUCCAGUACUACUAUCCAGAGAAGAUGGGGAAACUACAAACAUCAAAUAUGUAGAAUCGAUCGAGAUCCCAUCGAAAAGUCUGAGGUUCCUUAAUCGAGCUGUUGUGAGAAAUCCUGCCGCUUGUGGUGCGUUGAAAUGCUCAGUGCAAGAAGUAGAAGAAGUCAAGAUUGUGAUGAAAAUCCUACCAAUUUUCGCCUGCACAAUAAUGCUCAACUGUUGCCUGGCUCAACUAUCCACAUUCUCAGUCCAGCAAGCUGCAACUAUGAAUACAAAUUUUGCCAAGUUAAAAGUUCCACCAGCUUCACUCCCUAUUUUCCCUGUAUUGUUCAUCAUGAUCCUUGCACCGAUUUUCGACUACUUCAUCAUCCCAUUUGCCCGAAGAGUAACCAAGACAGAGAUGGGAAUCACUCACCUCCAACGUAUUGGUAUCGGUCUGUUCCUGUCAAUUGUAGCAAUGGCAAUAGCAGCUCUUGUUGAGGUCAAGCGCAAACGAGUAGCUACGAACUCGGGACUAGACUCUACGAAGCCAUUGCCUAUUACGUUCUUUUGGAUCGCGUUUCAGUACUUGUUUCUUGGAUCAGCGGAUCUUUUCACUCUAGCCGGACUACUUGAAUUUUGUUUCUCGGAAGCACCAUUUAGUAUGAGAUCAUUGGCAACAUCACUCUCUUGGGCUUCUUUAGCCAUAGGAUACUAUCUUAGUACAGUGAUAGUAUCAAUUGUCAAUAGCGUCACAGGCAAUUCAAAGCACCACCCAUGGCUUUCUGGUCGCAACUUGAAUCACUUCCAUUUGGAGAGAUUUUACUGGCUAAUGUGCAUACUCAGUGCAUUGAAUUUCAUAAACUAUCUGUAUUGGGCUACAAAGUACAAGUACAGAUCAGUAAGUUGUAGUAAGUAAAAGUGACAGUUGAGUUGUAUAGAUGAAACUAUACCAAUUAUUGUAGCCUUAGUCUCUGUAAAUAUGUCUGCUGAAUUGCUGGACAUUGUCCAUGCAACAGGACUAGGCCAGAAAUGAGAGAAAGUACAGUUCCAGUUUUGAUCAA